AUGCAUCUCACAAUCCUACUCAGCUUCGCAGUCCUCACGAGCAUCGUUACAGGAAAAACCCCAGGUUGCGGUAAAGACAUACCUACUAGAUUUCCAACAGUAGGAUCAAGCCAAAACCUCACCCUCCCAGGCACAGAGCGGCAAUACAGACUCUAUAUCCCAGCCAACUAUGACAAGAACAAGCCAACACCACUAUACUUCUCCUUCCACGGAGCGACCCGCGACAUGCUAGAAGAAGAAACCCUAUCUCAGUUCUCGAACCCAGAAUUCAACCCCGACGGAAUCGCUAUCUACCCAGACAGCAAAAACGGGUACUGGCUCUCCAACCCGAAGGCAGAAAUAUCGCGUCCCAACGACCUAGAUUUUACCAAUGACCUGCUUGACUACAUGGAAAACACUCUGUGUAUUGAUACAAGCAGAGUAUACUCGGCAGGCAAGUCAAACGGCGGCGGAUUCACUGGGGUAAUCGCCUGCAAUGCCACAGUUGGAAGCCGAUUUGCGGCUUUCGCGGCUGUCAGCGGAGCCUGGUAUGAUACCGACGAAAUUGAGGGUGUAGGAGCCUGUUCGCCCGCAGAACGUGCAGAGGGAUAUCCAUUUCUGGAGUUCCAUGGUACGACAGAUGCUACUGCACCCAUUGAUGGUAACGCGAAGAGUAAUCCUAAGCUGCCUCUCAUUGGUAUUCUGCAGGGCUGGGCGGCUCGAAAUGGAUGUGGAGACAAUGCAAAGUGGGCUAGGAAUGAGACUAUCUUUGAGAAGCCGCUUGUGAAGCAUGUUUCUUGGGAUUGCGAUGGGAAGAAGGGCAUUGUUCAGCAUUAUCGUGAGGGUGAGAAUGGUCAUUGCUGGGCGAGUACUAUCGGUCAUGGUGAUUAUGACCGACAUCUUGACCAGUGCACGUUGGGCAAAUACGUUUUCAACGCGACGGAGUAUAUCUUUGAUUUUUUCGGGGAGUAUAGUCUAGACAAGUGA
Messenger RNA from Penicillium paradoxum, 966 nucleotides. RefSeq names its product CE1 family esterase. The coding region runs from base 1 to 966 and encodes 321 amino acids. The transcript has a single exon. Gene Ontology annotation, molecular function: feruloyl esterase activity. NCBI's taxonomy places the organism in Eukaryota, Fungi, Ascomycota, Eurotiomycetes, Eurotiales, Aspergillaceae. The record is from RefSeq and is a predicted model, not a curated record.